CGAGAUUCUUCCGCAAAUAGUAAUAUAUAAAAGAGUCAACUAAGCAACACGUAAUUUCACAUUGUGGCGAAAAAUAUUCGAGCACAUUUCCCGUACAGCACAACUAAAAUUUCUAUCAGCCUCGGAUCAUCUUACAACAAUGAGGCGAUUCAUUCUUCUCGCCUUCAUUGGCGUACUUUUAAUUAAGAAUGUCACACCGAAAAAUCAGAGAUAUCCUUCUCAUCUUGCAUGGUUGUUUGGCUCAAACAAGAACUUAAAUGAAAAUGAGGAAGAAAGUAAGGAAGAAAGUAAGGAAGAAGAUAAGUCGACUGUAUGCCAAUCUCAGGAGUGCAAAAAAAUCGCUCAGAUAAUAUCAGAGAGCAUGGAUAAAUCUAUGGAUCCGUGCGAUGAUUUCUACGAGUACGCGUGUGGAAAAUGGCCGGAGCAUAAUCCUGCUCCAAAAGGGAUGAGUUCCUGGAGUAUGUUUGCAAGUGCACAAAUGAAUGUCAUGAAGCAAAUAAAAGAAAUUUUCGACGAGGGUCCAAAAGACGAUGAUAUGUUGGCGGUAAAGCUUGCGAAAAAGUGGUACACGAUCUGCAUGGAUACAGAUGCAAUGGACAGGCAAGGACUCGAACCGCUUGUCCUUACUCUGGCACGGAUAGGAGGCUGGCCGAUAAUAAUGGAACCGGACGAAUGGAACGAGCAAGAAUACAGCUGGCAAAAAGUUGAUGAUCAAUAUGUGCGCUUGAUUGGAAGAAAUGCUUUCCACGACGUGCGGGUGGACGAAUUAUAUAACGAUUCGAACGAAACCGAGAAAAUAAUACAUAUCUCAAUUCCCCAUUUACCUCCGCGUUCAUACAGACUGUUGAGUACAAUUGUAGUAGACGAGAGCGACGAGGAUACCAGCGACGAGGAGAAGCAAAGCGACGAGCAAAACGGUAGUCAAGAACCUGGAAGUGAAGAUGAAGAUGAUGACAAAAGCAAGAAUAAUGACAAUAAUGACGAUGAAGGAGAUAAUAAUGAUGAUGAUGAAGAUGAUGAUAACGAUGACGAUGAAGAUGAUGAUAACAAUGACGAUGAAGAUGAUGAUAACAAUGACGAUGAAGAUGAUAACAAUAAUAAAAGUAGUGAUAAAGAUGAAGACGAUAAAGAUGACGACAAUAAUGAUAAAGAUGACGAUAAUGAUGAUACAAACGAACAGGAUGAUGAUGAAAACGCGAAAAAGAAAAUCAUUGUAACAAAAACCGGCAAAUUGAAGAAAAAUAAAAAAUUAGAACAUAGUAGAAAGAUUAAGAGCAACACCAAUUCCAAGAAGCAUAAGAACCAUAAGAUGAAGAAAGAAAGGACGAAAAGACGAGCAAUACCGAUAAAUAUUAGCGAUAAAUUACGCGCGCGGAAGGAUGAUAAAAAUCGUAUGAAACAAGCACGAAGAAAAAAAUUAGAGAAAACUUUGGCGGCGACAACACCGCGGAUUAGCACCGAAGAAACGACUGACGAAAUUGAUGAAAUAAAAAAAUACACUGAUUAUAUCACCAAAGUAGCUUGCGCCAUAGCUAAAGCAAGAGACGUCAAAGUUUCGGAGGAACACAUGAAUAGAGAUAUCAAAGACAUGAUCGCAUUUCAAUUAAAACUAGUUGAUAUUUCUGCGGACUUUAGCGAUGAGGAGAAAAUGACGCUCGACGACAUGCAGGAAUGGUACGAUGAAAAAAAUCCUAAAACUUCCAACAGCGCAAUUGACUGGAUGUACAAAAUUGGGGAGUUAUUUGACGAGGCCCACGUGCCCAUAGACAGCGAUUUAAAUGUGGAAAUUGGUCCACCAGAAUAUCUCGAGGAUCUUAUCUCUUUGCUGGACGAAACGCCGAGUCGAACGAUCGUAAACUAUAUACAUUGGAACUUUUUGAGCAGAAUAAUAACAACUACUACAAGUGAAAUGAGAAAAUUAUACGAUGCAUGGGAAGGUAAUGAUGAUGAUGAUGAUGACGAUGAUUUCCUUCCAAAAAGAGCGCUCAAAUGCACACGGAAAGUAGAUAUGAGCAAUAUGCUAGCGUACGAGUAUGUAAGAAACCAUUUCUCUGAUAAUAUCACGACAAUCGCUUCGGAUAUGAUGGACGAUAUACAAAAGGAAGUCGAAUAUCAGAUUAAAGAGUCAGAUUGGAUGGAUGAGGAAACUAAGGAUUUUGUUUUAGCAAAAUUAGUGGAUAUGGGAAAAUUUAUCGGAUAUCCAGACUGGUAUAGAAAUGACACUAUCGUUAAACGAUAUUUUCAAGGACUUAUUCUUGGCAAUUCGUUUUACGAAAACACAAUGAGCUAUCAAAGAUACAGCAAAUGGAAAGGACUACGAAAGUUGCUGAAAGAAGAUGAAGAAGAUGAUAUGAUGACGAUGAGUCCUUUAAUGGUAAAUGCCUUUUUCUCACCGUGGGAUAAUUCCGUAGCUUUCUCUGCAGCGGAUUUCCAGAGUCCAUUAUUCGCUUUCGAUCGACCACAAGCUAUUAAUUAUGGUAUUGUUGGGACAAUCAUGGGCCACGAAGUUAAUCACGGAUUCGAUGAUUCUGGCCAUUUGUAUGAUAAUCACGGAGAGAUUGUCGAAUGGUUAUCCGCAAUGGCCGAUGCAUAUGGCAAAAAGGCAGAGUGUUUUGUAGAACAGUUUAAUAAUUAUCCCAUUGACAAGGAAUCGAAUUAUAAAAUAAAGGACUAUGGCAAUCAAACGGCGGGAGAGAAUAUUGCGGAUACCAUGGGAUUAGAGGCAGCGUUUAGAGCAUACCAAAGGAGAGAAAGACAAUGCGGAAAGCCGAAUACCGUAUUGCCAGACCUGGAGGAUGUAACUAACGAUCAACUUUAUUUCCUAUCCUUUGCCAAUCUAUGGUGCGAAAUGGAUACAGACAUUAUAAAGAGUGCCAAGCAUGACGUUCAUAGCCCCGGACGAUUGAGAGUAAUAGGAAGUGUUUCAAAUUCACAAGACUUCGCCAAAGCUUUCAAUUGCCCAGUUGGCAGUGCGAUGAAUCCCAAAAGAAAAUGUAAUAUCUGGAAGUGACUGCUUUCACGAAUAUUGUAAAUUAAGCUUACCAAUGCUUUAUAAAAAUGUAAAACAAUUGACAAAAGUUUUGUAUCUAUAUAUAUCGAUGAAUAAAAAAAAAGC
Molecule: messenger RNA, 3115 nt
Organism: Wasmannia auropunctata (little fire ant)
Lineage: Eukaryota; Metazoa; Arthropoda; Insecta; Hymenoptera; Formicidae
Product: neprilysin-1-like
Exons: 18
Coding region: 140-3010 (956 amino acids)
Biological process (GO): protein processing
Cellular component (GO): plasma membrane
Molecular function (GO): metalloendopeptidase activity
Source: RefSeq, a predicted model, not a curated record